UGGCACAGAGUAACACAGGCAAAUUCUCUCUUUCAGACGAUCCCCAGCCGCAGGAUUCCCUGCCGAGCCAGUGCCGCGUCCGGUUCCUUUUUCGCCAGGGACAACACAGCCAACUUCCUGUCAUGGUGUCGAGAGGUAGGCGUGGACGACACCUGUCUGUUUGAGUCAGAUGGGCUUGUUUUACACAAACAGCCAAGAGAGGUUUGUCUAUGUCUGCUGGAGCUGGGAAGAAUAGCAUCCAGAUAUAAGGUCGAGCCACCUGGACUUAUAAAGCUGGAGAAAGAGAUCGAACAGGAAGAGAAGACACCUGAACCUCCGCUCUCACCCGUACCUCCCACUUCCAAUUCUCAAUCUUCAUCUGCUUCUCCAUCCGUCUCUCCAUUCAACAAGACCAACUCCAGCAAAAAAAGCACCGGCAAGCUACUGGAUGAGGCUGUGAAGCACAUUUCUGAAGAUCCACCCUGUAAGUGCCCAAAUAAGUUCUGCAUAGAGCGACAAUCACAGGGCCGUUACCGUGUUGGAGAGAAAAUGCUUUUCAUCAGAGUAAGUAUAAAACACAUAACAAACCGUAGUCAGGUUUAA
This is a messenger RNA of Sinocyclocheilus grahami, 582 nucleotides long. RefSeq names its product growth arrest-specific 2a (gene gas2a). Lineage: Eukaryota; Metazoa; Chordata; Actinopteri; Cypriniformes; Cyprinidae. Gene Ontology annotation, cellular component: actin filament. The annotation marks the transcript as partial. The record is from RefSeq and is a predicted model, not a curated record. Gene Ontology annotation, biological process: actin crosslink formation. The transcript has 5 exons. Gene Ontology annotation, molecular function: microtubule binding; actin filament binding; cytoskeletal adaptor activity.